GUUUUCUGACGUCAAGUGGCUAAACUAUUGUUUUCCUCAGAAAGACUCUGGACUAGGAUUUCCACUUGUCUUUUUAUUUACUUAGCAAAAGGUGUCUGUGACUAUUCACUUUCAGAGAAAGAAGAAAAGCAGAGGAGAGAAUCCACAUCUUCAAGAGACUAAGGGACAAAGCAUUGAAAUCACCGGGAAAGUGUUCGGAAAGAACAGCAAGAAGUCAGAUGUUCACCUGGGGCUCAAGUGAGAAGAAAGAAAAGAAAAAUCGAUGUGCAAAGAAUGGCCUCAUUUUUCUAGAUGGUAUCCCUCCCCAAAAGCCCCAAGGAACCUCUCUUUUAGCAAGAGCCCAGAAGUUCUAGAAACUAUCCUAAACCCUCAUGUUUAGCUUCUACCUGGAAAUCAGACAUAUCUCUGAGUCUUCCUUCACACGAGAGAAAUGCGCGUAGCAGUGGUGGCAGCAGACGUGAUAUUGCUCCUGAGCAUGGGGUGGACAUCAGACUCUCUCUGCUCACCCACCAUUUUUUACAGAGACUGCUGGAUCCGUCGCUUCCCCGGUCUUCUAAUUGAUCUGGAGGAGUCUCAGAAGCUGGGAGCCCAGUUCUUGAAAUAUUAUUCCGAAAGCAAUGGCCAGAAGUGCAGUCGGAGCUGCUGUCUUAGGAAGGAUGUCUCCUGUAACCUGGCUGUCUUCUACCAUGACCCUAUUCAUGACAACAUCAACUGCCUCCACAUCCACUGCCCAACACUGGAGAGCUGCAUCUUAGAACCUGGGACCAGCGCCAUUCUGUACAACAUAACAGACGGUAUAGAUCCAGAUUUGUUGGUUUUUGAACAAUCGCCUUCUGCAUUCCUAAAUACUCGCUCUUCAUCUGGUAUGUGGGACAGACCAAGGAUUUUAAAAGCUAUGAAUUUAGAUCAACAACAAACCACUGUGAUAAACCAUGUGAUACCAUCAAUAGAGGCUCCCUCCUCAACCACACAUGAAGAUUUGGUUGUAAAUACAAAAAAUACCAGUUAUUCCAAGGAGUUAACCACAGAUUUUUGGACAAGAUCCACUUCCCCGAAUGACCUGAAUGACUCCAUUACAACAAAGGUAAAUAUGAUGUCACCAAGCACUGAUUUCAUCAACAAAAUGCAUAACAAGACUGUUUCUCCUUUCUUCAUGCCCACGGGCACAAAACUUUCUCAUAAGCCUGUGCCAUUCCAACUCAACAGUAGCAAACAAUUAUUGAAUAAAACCAAGGGGUACAUCAGCAGAAACAACACGUCUGUGAAUGGACCCGACACAGCUGAUGGGGCGUCUGUGACACUAAAGGCCUGGCUGGUGCCGGCAGCCCUUUGUACCUCUGUUGUCCUCCUUUGCUGUUGUGGGGCCAUCCUUGUGUCUGGAUGCUAUCAAAAGCACCAGUACAAACUAGGACGAAGAAAGUCAGGAUCCAGGAAAAUUAAAAAAUGUAACACUCCGAAGGAGAACUAGUUGUAGCAAGAUUGUUAAGUUUUCAAAGAUAUCAUUUUUAGGUUUCUGCAAGACAGGGCAGUUUGGUUACAGAAAAAAAAAAAAAAAAAGGAUAUGCACUCCUACCAAUCUCUAAAAAAGACUAAUGCUUGAUAAGCAACUACUUUUUUGAUUAUUUUUGAUUCUUUCUUUUCUUUCCUUUUAUUUAUUUAUUUAUUUUUUUUUUUUGAGAGACUGAGUCUCCUGUCAUCCAGGCUGAAGUGCAGUGGUGUAAUCAUAGCUCACUGCAGCCUCGAACUUCUAGGUUCCAGUGAUCCUCCUGCCUCAGCCUCCUGAAUAGCUGGGACUACAGGUACAUGCCAUCGCACCUGGCUAAUUUUUUAUAAGUUUCUUUAGAGACAGGGAUCUUGCUAUGUUGCCCAGGCUGGUCUCAAACUCCUAGCUUUAAACAACUCUCCUGCCUUGGCCUCCCAAGUGACUGGGAUUAUAGGCAUAAACCACCAUACCCAGAUACCAUUUUUUGAGUGUCCCUUUUGCCAAAGUUCCAAAAUUCUGACCCUUGCAGUUGUUACUUAGUACUGUGUAAGAGAUACUGUUUGUUCCCAGUGCUUUGGGGGUAUUAACUUACUGAAUCCUUACAACUCUGUAAGUUAGGUAUACCAUUAUUAACCGUUAUACCAAUACCACAUUCUACAGAUGAAGAAACUGAGGCAAAGACGGGUUAAGCACCUUGCUUAAAGUUAUGCAACUGUUAAGUAGUAAAACCAGGACUUAAUUAAAUAAAUAGACAAUUUGGUUUAAAAGCCCCUGCUCAAAAAUCACUGUAACACUAAAAACCUGUGUUUUGCCAAUAAGCAUGAAAAAAGAUAACCAGGAAAAAAGUGCUGUAAUUAUCACAUUAGUCUCCCAGUCAAGGUCCAAUUAUUGUCACAUAUGUUAAUAAAGCUGUUUAGUGGUUUGAGCAAAAAAGCAGUAUUAGUUACUAACCCAUAAGUAACUGUUUCCAGAUUUUUAUCUAGCUUUCACUGUUCAGUUGAUGAAUACUUCUCAGCCCCAACCCAUCUUCACUUUCCUUUUAAUAAUUAUAGUACUGAGCUCUGAGAUUUCUGUAUUGAUUUCUGUUGAAUAAAGUUUGGGAGUUUUUAGUUACAGCCAUCACUUGUAUACAUUCUGUUUUCCCAGGUGUAAUUAUUAGCUCUAGGUAUUUCUCUUUUAUUUAUUUAUUUUUUGAGACAGAGUCUCACUAUGUUGCCC
This is a messenger RNA of Nycticebus coucang (slow loris), 2701 nucleotides long. RefSeq names its product MANSC domain containing 4 (gene MANSC4). The record is from RefSeq and is a predicted model, not a curated record. Bases 431 to 1468 code for a protein of 345 amino acids. Lineage: Eukaryota; Metazoa; Chordata; Mammalia; Primates; Lorisidae. The transcript is spliced from 3 exons.